This is a messenger RNA of Astrephomene gubernaculifera, 606 nucleotides long. The record is from the annotation of a GenBank genome assembly. NCBI's taxonomy places the organism in Eukaryota, Viridiplantae, Chlorophyta, Chlorophyceae, Chlamydomonadales, Astrephomenaceae.
AAAAAAUUUGGUUAGAAGCCCUGCCGGCACAGCGAUAAAGGCAACAAGAUUGCAUCGGGGACAUUACGGUGGUUUCGUCCUUGCGCCAUAGUAUUAGCAGCGCUAAGAAUAUCUUCUAGCCAGUGCUACAUAAUGUACCUACCUGCUGGUUGAUAGAAGAUACUCUCUAUGUCGCUGCUUUCGCUAUACGCAAACAUCAUCUGGCGGGGCAACGGCCCCGGAGAGGUUUACAAGCGGAAGGUUGCUGCAAGUCUGAUUAGCAGAUACAAUGCUCCACAACCUCUCGCGGAGUUUGAUGGCCUGGCGCCUGGCUCCCGAGAUACAGAUGACCGCAUUCUAUCUUCGGAUCCGUGCUUUCACGUGGUGGACGGUGCAGUCAGGCUUCACAUCGAGAAAUUGCUUUUCAUGGCUAAGGCACGCUUGGAGAAGUGGCUAGAUCUGGCUUUUCCCCCCCACAAUGCACCGGACGAAUACCUCAAGAACUGUUUGGCAAGGUACAUCAUUGCGGAGCAGGAGCGUAUGGUGUAUGCACCUCCGAGCUCUCUUUUUACGCUGGAUAUGAGCAGCGCAGAGACCAUGCUGGACGCCUACUGGACCGACGCCCAC